This is a messenger RNA of Eptesicus fuscus (big brown bat), 2428 nucleotides long. It is a transcript of the gene PANK2, whose product is annotated as pantothenate kinase 2. The record is from RefSeq and is a predicted model, not a curated record. Gene Ontology annotation, biological process: coenzyme A biosynthetic process. Gene Ontology annotation, molecular function: pantothenate kinase activity; ATP binding. Gene Ontology annotation, cellular component: cytosol; nucleus. NCBI's taxonomy places the organism in Eukaryota, Metazoa, Chordata, Mammalia, Chiroptera, Vespertilionidae.
AUGAGGGUGGUAGUGAAAAAUAGCGUCGAGGGGCUGGAGUCCUACAGGGCAGCGGAGGAACCAGGCGAGGGACAAAGGCUGUACAGUCAGCCGCAGCUCCAGGCCUUCCGUCUGCCAACAGACGCCGCGGGGCACUGCCUGGCUUGGGAGCGCGCGGCGGCAUCCCGGGAGAAUUCUGGGUUCCCGGGGCGCCCACCUCUCCGCCCCGGGUGGGGGCCACUCCACCCACGCGUCCAUAGGGCGGCGCCGCCAUCACUCCCCUGUCAGCCACACCGCCUUUUCCUCCUCCUCCGCCGAUCCCGGACCCCCUCCGCCGUUCCCCUGCGCCGCCCCCGUCCUGAGAGUCUUUCAUUGGACGAACUUGCAGUCAAUCCGCCUCGCGUCAGGGAGCCGAUUGGACGCGAGGCCUUCGGGCUUCCCCCAGCCUGCUGGGAUUGGCUUGCUGCGCGUUGUCGCAACGGAAGAGGCGGCCGGCCCAGGGUGCGCCUCUGCUCCGGCUGGACCGCCGAGGAGGCAACGAGGGGUCCGGCGCUGGGCGGCUGGUUUGGGCGGCAGCAGUGGCUGCUGCGGAUGGGAGCGGGCCGGCUGCGUGCGCCCAUGGAGCGCCACGGCAGGGCCGCCGCUACCUCCGCCUCGUCGACCCGGGAACCGGCGCCCGAGGAGCCAGAUGGGCGGGGGCAGGAGCCGCUGCGGCGCCGGGCGAACAGCACGUCGGCCCCCGCGGCCGGGGCCUCGGCGGAGGGAGCAAGGCGGGACCGACACGGCUCCUACAGCGGCGCUCCCUCGGUUUCCCGCCAGCGCCUGGAAAGCUUGAGGAAGAAGCGGCCGCUUUUUCCAUGGUUUGGCUUGGAUAUUGGCGGAACCCUAGUCAAGCUGGUUUAUUUUGAACCCAAAGACAUCACUGCUGAAGAAGAAGAGGAAGAAGUGGAAAGUCUUAAAAGCAUUCGGAAGUACCUGACCUCCAAUGUGGCUUAUGGGUCCACGGGUAUUCGGGACGUGCACCUGGAGCUGAAGGACCUGACUCUGUGUGGACGCAAAGGCAAUCUGCACUUUAUACGCUUUCCCACUCAUGACAUGCCUGCUUUUAUUCAAAUGGGCAGAGAUAAAAACUUCUCAAGUCUCCACACUGUCUUUUGUGCCACUGGAGGUGGAGCGUACAAAUUUGAGCAGGAUUUUCUCACAAUAGGUGAUCUUCAGCUUUGCAAACUUGAUGAACUAGAUUGCUUAAUAAAAGGAAUUUUAUACAUUGAUUCAGUUGGAUUCAAUGGACGGUCACAGUGCUAUUACUUUGAAAACCCUGCUGAUUCUGAAAAAUGUCAGAAGUUACCGUUUGAUUUGAAAAAUCCAUACCCUCUGCUUCUGGUGAACAUUGGCUCUGGGGUUAGCAUCUUAGCAGUAUAUUCCAAAGAUAAUUACAAGCGCGUCACUGGUACCAGUCUUGGAGGAGGAACUUUUUUUGGUCUCUGCUGUCUGCUUACUGGAUGUACUACUUUUGAAGAAGCUCUUGAAAUGGCAUCUCGUGGAGAUAGCACCAAAGUGGAUAAACUAGUCCGGGACAUUUAUGGAGGGGACUAUGAGAGGUUUGGACUGCCAGGCUGGGCUGUGGCUUCAAGCUUUGGAAACAUGAUGAGCAAGGAGAAGCGAGAGGCUGUCAGUAAAGAGGACCUCGCCAGAGCAACUUUGAUCACCAUCACCAACAACAUUGGCUCGAUAGCAAGAAUGUGUGCCCUUAAUGAAAAUAUUAACCAGGUGGUAUUUGUUGGAAAUUUCUUGAGAAUUAAUACAAUCGCCAUGCGGCUUUUGGCAUAUGCUUUGGAUUAUUGGUCCAAGGGACAGUUGAAAGCACUUUUUUCGGAACACGAGGGUUAUUUUGGAGCCGUUGGAGCACUCCUUGAGCUGUUGAAGAUCCCCUGAUCAUUACCUGGGGAGGGGAUUCCUGGAACCUUCCACAUUGGGAUCUGUGAACUUUCAUGUUUUUUUUUAAGAGACUUACUUAAUUUUCUGAUUGUGUAUUACCUGAAUCAAAGCAGGAAAGGACAAAUGGAUUUUUCUAAGUCAUCAAGACAAACCCUUAAAAAUUCAGCCUAAACUAGUAACCAGUAAGGAAUGAUAUAUAUGUAUAUUUGUGUAUAUAUACAGUAUAUAUAAAGUGGACCAUGUUCAUGGCAGUGAGGAUUGGCUGUAAUACCUUCUAUAUAUUUUUGAAACUCAUUGUCACUCACGAGCCACUUAAAGGGGAGAGCUGUUCUGUGUUCAGCAUACUGUGUUUUCGGAUCCUGUUGAACUUGCUAAAUGUAAGGAAAGCUACUAUGUGUUAUAUAAUCUAAUCACAAUUUUGACAGUAUGGCCUUGAAGAUCAUCUCCUGUGCAUUAACUCCUGUGUGCAUUUAGCCUUUGUGUGAACAUAUUGAAAAAUGUUUUAUUUCAA